AUGAAUUUACCUUAUAAUUAUAUCCUUCGUUCUGCAAGAGCCAUGAAUUUAACUUCUGCAUUUAUUCUUGUCACAUUAUUAGUAAUCUUCCAGCAGCAGGAUUCCGUGCAUGGCGCCUUCGCUGAGAAAAAUACAAUUGAUUCCGCUCUUCUGACUAAAAGAAUUGGAACGAACCGUGUCAUAACAGUCGAUGCAAAUGGAGAGGGGGAAUUCAAAUUUGUACAAGCUGCCGUUGAUCAUGUCCCGGAUGGGAAUUCUAAUUGGAUUGUCAUUCACCUCAUAAAGGGAGUCUACAGAGAGAAGGUUAGAAUACCUGCUAACAAGCCUUACAUAUUCAUGAGAGGGAGUGGAAGAGGGAGAACAUCCAUUGCCUCCUCUAACAUCUCAACUAAGGACUAUGAUUCUGCCACUUUCAAUGUUGAAGCUCCACAUUUUGUUGCCUUUGGUAUCAGCUUUAAGAACAUAGCUCCAACCGGCAUUAACCAUUACAGUGCAAAGAAUAAGUCAUCAGUAGCAGCAUUUGUAGGAGCAGACAAGGCCACCUUCUACCAGUGUGCAUUCUUCAGCAAUCAAAACACUCUUUUUGACUACAAGGGUAGGCACUUGUACAACAACUGCUACAUUCAAGGCUCCAUAGACUUCAUCUUUGGACACGGCCAAUCCAUUUUACAUGAGUGCGAGUUAUUUGUGGUUGGUGAUGGGAGAGUAGAAAUAGGAGGAUCGAUUGCAGCUCAUUACAGGGAAAGGCAUGAUGAAAGCAGCGGGUUUGUGUUUGUGAAGGGGAAGGUUUAUGGGAUGGGGCGAGACGUGUAUUUGGGUAGAGCCAAAGGGGCACAUUCCAGGGUUGUCUUUGCGAACACAUACCUGUCAAGGAGUAUAAUCCAUCAUGGGUGGACAAACUGGAGAUAUUCAGGCAGCACUGAGUAAGACAAACUUGUCUGAUCAAUAAUACAUUUAUAUUCAACUAUACAUUCCUAAUAAUUUUAUGAAAAGCAAAUGCACACACUACCAUCUAAUUCAAUGAUCAAAAUUCUGAUGGAGUAUAAGUGUUAUGGACCGGGAUCAGCUUCAAACAAUCGAGCCCACUGGUCGAAACAACUGAGUGAUAAAGAAGCUGCUCCGUUAGUCUCCAUAGAUUUCAUCAGAGGCAAGGAAUGGCUGCUUGCAUGGUUAGUAUGAUCAACAAUAUUGAUGCCAACUACGGCCUUGUUUUUCUUUAGUAUGUGAGUGGUGAUGGAGUCAUUUUCAAUAUCCGUCAUUUCAUAUCUUUUGUUUUGGUAGUAUUACAAAGCACAGUAGCUCGGUGAUGUGUAAAGCAUUGUAAAAUUUUGAACUAAAGUAAUUAUCCCUUUCCAAAUCCGAGAUAGGAAUGUUCUUAGAAUAGGGAUCUUAUCAAGAGGGAUAGGGUAAGUGAUAGAAUUAUUCUUGAUUUAUAAUCAUCAAACAUCAUUACAAAUUUGGAAUAUGAUCAAGAU
Molecule: messenger RNA, 1475 nt
Organism: Sesamum indicum (sesame)
Lineage: Eukaryota; Viridiplantae; Streptophyta; Magnoliopsida; Lamiales; Pedaliaceae
Source: RefSeq, a predicted model, not a curated record